Messenger RNA from Pimephales promelas (fathead minnow), 3745 nucleotides. RefSeq names its product LON peptidase N-terminal domain and ring finger 1 (gene lonrf1). Lineage: Eukaryota; Metazoa; Chordata; Actinopteri; Cypriniformes; Leuciscidae. Gene Ontology annotation, molecular function: ubiquitin protein ligase activity; protein binding. The record is from RefSeq and is a predicted model, not a curated record.
AAACGACUGUGUGUUGAGGGGCGCGAGUCACUACGUUCUCUUGUAGGCUACUGUGAGCUGUAAGAAUGCUUUGACAUAUUUUUUACUUAUUAUAUUUGUCAAAUUAGUGGCGUAUCUGUGAAUGUCACUCGUAAGCAUGUCGUUACGAAGACUAGACCAAGAAUAUGCUUUGGAGGAAAGGGGAAGGUUUUUUAUAUCAUCUGAAACAGAAGGCGACUGGGACGAGGAUAGCCAUGUUGAUCACCGUCAACUUGUUUUAUUCAAAGCCGAUGCUUUAGCUUCGGAAAAUCGUCUUAAAGAGGCUGUAGAUAUGUUUUCCAUGGCUCUUCGAUAUGGCCCUGUCCGGCCAGACCAGCUGAGCAAUUUAGUUGGAUGCGUUCUGCGCAACUUCAAGAAGAAAUCCGAAGAGUCUACUGCAAAAAGUGAGCCGAGCUCCACACCGGAUUGUGAAUUUGACUGUCCUGGUUGUCAUAGUUUCUUAGCCGAUCCAGUGACGGUGCCAUGUGGACAUACGUAUUGCAGGAGAUGUUUACAACAUAGCACUUUCUCUAAAUGUAAACUGUGCAGUGAAGACAUUGGGAGGAGGCCCGGGGAACCCCGAUUGAACGUGAUCUUAUGUGGACUUUUAGAGAAGUGUUUCCCAGAAGACGUCAAAAGAACUAAAUGUAUAGGAGAAGCUGAAAACCUAUUGAAGAAUAAACAGUACGACGAUACUAUUGCACUAACGAGUCAAUUAUUAGAAGCUGACUCUAGUAAUGUGUGGGUGCAGGUGUGCCAUGCCGAGGCUCAAAGAGGAAUGAAGCAGUACCACAAGGCUUUGGAAAACUGGGAGUCCUGCCUGAUUGCUGCCCCAUCCCCAGAGGGAUAUUUCCGGAAAGCAAAACUUCUCCAAGAGAUGGGUCAUGUGGAUGAAUCCCUGCAAGUCUUCCUUCAGUGUUUGGCAUUGGAUGAAAACUUCCAUCAGGCCAAACAAGAGGUGGAAAUGAUCUUGCAUGACCUGUUGGCGCCAGCCAGUGAUAAUGUCAAGGUUGGAUUGAGAGAGACAACCCACAGCUCUUCAUUUCACUUGCGCAGUAAAACCCUGAUGUCUGAUGGCCAAAAUCUAGACCAGCAGACCCAGUUGCAAGCCCAGCAUCCGUCUGACUCUCAGGCAGCAUCUGCCCAUCUUCCCUCUAAAACCUCAGAGAAACCAGGUCGAUCUGAAAGUCUGGAACGCUCCGGCCUGAGCAGAGCUCACUCCCUUCGUGCUCACGGGAUAGGGGGAGGUGUAGAGGAGGGGCUUAAAAGAGUUAGCUCCGCCCCCCAGUUGGGUGACCCAGAAAAAGGCGCGCUGCUAAAGAGGAAGCUGUCUGUGUCUGAAGCGGGGUCUAGCGUGGCUUACAGCCAUGGCAGUAAACACAAAAAGCAUGUUGUGACUGCCAGUGCAGCUACUCCUGUGGUUACAGAGGAAACUAAGUCCUAUCAAACCCUGCCAAAAGACCUGCUGGACCCAAAUGAUUUUGAGUGCUCUCUCUGUAUGAGAUUAUUUUAUCAACCCGUCACAACACCAUGUGGUCACACAUUCUGCAAAAACUGUCUGGAGCGCUGCCUAGACCACAAUUCCCAGUGCCCUCUCUGCAAAGAAAGCCUGAAAGAGUAUCUUGCCUUUAGAAAGUACACAAUCACACAAGUGCUGGAUGACAUCAUUAAGCAGUAUCUAUCCAAGGAACAUUCAGAAAGACUAAAACUGCAUGCAGAGGAAACUAAAGAGCUCUCAGAUUUAACAAAGAAUGUGCCCAUCUUUGUUUGCACCAUGGCCUACCCCACUGUGCCUUGCCCUCUUCAUGUGUUUGAGCCACGAUACCGUCUCAUGAUACGACGCUGCAUGGAAACUGGGACACGUCAGUUCGGCAUGUGCAUCAGUGACCCCCAGAAAGGGUUUGUGGACUUUGGCUGCAUGCUUCAAAUCCGAAGCGUACAUUUCCUCCCAGACGGGCGCUCUGUCGUGGAUACAAUCGGAGGAAAGAGGUUUUGCGUCCUCUCACGCGCUAUGAAAGACGGAUACUGUAUUGCCAACAUCAAGUAUCUGGAGGAUAUGAAGGUAAAGGAUGAGGAAGAAUUGAAAAAGCUACAAGUGUUACAUGAUCAGGUGUACGACCAGGCCCGUAAAUGGUUCCAGAACCUGGAGACACGCUUUCGGAACCAGAUCCUGCAGCAUUUUGGGCCAAUGCCUGAGAGAGAGGCUGACAUCCAGGCCACACCUAAUGGUCCAGCGUGCUGUUGGUGGCUUCUAGCUGUUCUUCCUGUUGAUCCACGCUACCAGCUGUCUGUCCUCUCCAUGACAACACUAAAAGAACGACUAGUCAAGAUCCAACACAUUCUCACCUACCUGCAGAACCUUCCCAGGGACUAGAGCUUCCACACAAACACACACAGAACUCCCUGUCACUCUGCUGGCCAACAUGCAAACACUCAAUGGUGCUGACUGACGAAGAACUAAUGAGAUUCCAAGGAGAGUCAACUGAAAACUCAGCACGGAUUUACAUGUGUGCUUAGAUGUAAUUCAUGCAGAGAAUUGCAAGAACAAAGUGUUUAUUGUAGUUUCAUACCGAUCUGUUAAUCACCAUCGGUUUUCUUUGUGUUCAAGAUGAGUGUUAGACGACAUCCCUUCCUGUAGUAUUUAUUGUUCAGCAGCCUGUCUGAUCUUGUUUAGGAGAAACAAUCUACAUAAAAUUCUGUUCCUGUCAGGUGCCCCUAGCCUCCAUACAGUGCUUUCGGGGCAGAAAUGUUGCUGGAGAGCAUUCCAACAUUUUCAACAUGAUCAUGCUUUGUGUGUGUGUGUUGAAGUGGACAGGGCGCAUCUACAAAAAAGGUGGACACCAAGAUAGAAGGCAACUUUAAAUAUCUUUUCUUCACUUAAAUCUCUGGAGAAACCAUCGCUUCUGAGCUUUCUUUCUUGACCUGUUAAGCACGCACAAGAGGCUGUUGUCGCACAACAACAGAGUUGACAACUCUGAAGAUGCACUUGUAUUUAUUUGUUACUUUUGCAGUACUGGGCGUUAAUGAAGCUUGCACAGUUCCUUCCUGUCUCAAACUUUCAGUUCAGAGAUGGGCACGAUACUGUUAAGCGUAGGUUUAUUUCAUACUGAGGAAAUAGUUAGGACUUCCAAAUGUCUCAAUAGUUUAGUUUCAGAUGGAUCAUUCAUUUUUGCUGUAGGUUUGCUUUCAAAACAGAAAAAAACAGCAUGCCACCAUAUUGCAAGUCAAGUGUCUCUUUUUGGGUACAAGCAAGGUAAUUUUUGAGAAUGAGGUUUAGAUAUUUAUACACAAACAAAUGGCAAAGGGAAACUUGCAAUAUUUUGAUAGGUAAAAACAAACUAUACUUUAGCUGCAACCAGCACCAUACUGAAAGGAGAUCCAGCAAGCAUUCUGCAUAUUGUGAGUGAUGAAUGCUAACCCACUAGCUCAUACCUGUGUGGUGCUUGUUGUGUGCAGACUAAACAAACUUUUGCCUUAUAAUACCUUGUUGCAUUCUGCUACUAUGGUAUAAUGCGUCCGCUUUGGUUUUUGCACUCCUGUUGCCGGAGAAUUAAUUCUGUUGUUUAAUUUACUUCAUUCGCCUCUCAGUCCUUUAAGUGUGUAAAUUAUGUCAAAUAAUGGCUGUUAUAUGUAAAUCAUUUUGUUUUAAAAAAGUAAUUUUUUUACAGCUAUGCUCAAAUAUUUAAGUUGUCAAUUUUCAAAUAAAAUGCACAUCUUUUUCAUUGUA